AUUAGGUAGGAAGAUUGCAUCAAUAAGGUUCUUGUUGAUAGAGAAUAUCGGUAUAAUAUUCCCCAAUUCCAAGCAGAAACAACGCAAAUAACAUCUCAACGCAGUAGGGUUACGGUUACAAAAAUUGACGAGGCCGAGAAUACAUCUAUUCUCCCGACGAAUUCAACAUGCCGGAUACUGAUACAAUAUGGAACGAAAGCACACAGCUUAUACCAAACACUGAAGAGAGCAACGGGACACCUGGAAAUAUUGAUGGGAAAGAAAUCAAUCGAUCGUGCAGUUUCAUUGGUUCUCUAGCAGCAACUGCUGGUGGUUUUUCGGAACACAUGUCGGAAAGUAUGAAACGAAUUGGUGUUCUGGGAUCAGUUUCCAUCGCUGUGAACUCCUUAACGGGACCUGCAAUGCUAACUCUUCCUGCGACAUAUCAGCGAUCAGGUUUGAUCCCUACGACCGCUGUCAUUCUUUUUGUUUGCGUAUUAUCAGCUUUUUGCUGCUUGCAUAUGUCAAACGUGAUUUCAAAGGUUCCCAAUAAUCAGGAUUUCACCUACGAUGUAAGUUUCACUAAAGCUUUCACAAGCAUUAUUGUGUUCAACUCUCACAUUGUUUUGAAUACCAUGCGAUGCAAUAUAGAUUGGUUAUAGCGAAUGUUUCCGUCAGCUUUGGGGCCCGAGGAGUUAUAAAUUUACACAGGUGAGGAGUGUCUGAGGGAGCACGAGUGGAACUAUUGAACAUGGAGUUUUUACUCAAUAGAGUGCUCGUCAUUCAAUUUUACUCCACUUUCCCAAACCUAUCCACUUCGGCACGCAAUUAUACUUCGAAGGUCUUGUUUUUCUGCUGCGUCACAUGUCUGAAUGUGUCGUCGAUCGUUGAUACAGCUGAAGUUGUCGAUACAUUUUUUGGUCAUUGGGUCCCAAGUGGAGCUUUGGCUAUAAAUUUUCAGUUGAUUG
Messenger RNA from Pseudo-nitzschia multistriata, 947 nucleotides. The record is from the annotation of a GenBank genome assembly. NCBI's taxonomy places the organism in Eukaryota, Bacillariophyta, Bacillariophyceae, Bacillariales, Bacillariaceae.